GGCUGCACAAGCCCUGCGAGCUGGGCGCACGGGAGCCCUCCUUUAUCUGGCUCCGCGGGGCGAGCUCCUCUCCUGUGCUCCGACCGGGAGUCACGCUUUGGGCCCCGCCAUGUUGCACAGGCUGGGCUGGCUGCUGUUCUACAGCUUCGUGGCGCUGCUGCUCAGCUGUCUGCUCUUUCUGAAGAAGGAGGCCCCACUGGCAGGGGGCCUUCAGGCCCACCAACCCUUCUGGGCACCCUCUGGGGCCCACCACAGCCAGUGUCUACCCAAUCACACAAUGGCUAACACCUCCCUAUCCCUGCCUGGUCGUCACCGCCUCUUCUUGACUUAUCGUCACUGCCGAAAUUUCUCCAUCCUGCUGGAGCCUUCAAGCUGUGUCAAGGAUACCUUCCUGCUCCUGGCCAUCAAAUCACAGCCUGGUCAUGUGGAGCAGCGUGCAGCCAUCCGCAGCACUUGGGGCCGGGCAGGGAGCUGGGCUAGGGGCCGGCAGCUGAAGCUGCUGUUCCUACUCGGAGUGGCAGGACCCACGCCCCCCACUCAGCUGCUGGCCUAUGAGAGUGGGGAGUUUGAUGAUAUCCUACAGUGGGACUUCGCUGAGGAUUUCUUCAACCUGACCCUUAAGGAGCUGCACUUACAGCGCUGGGUGGCGACUGCUUGUCCUCAUGCCCACUUCAUGCUGAAGGGAGAUGAUGAUGUCUUUGUCCAUGUCCCCAAUGUGUUGGAGUUCCUAGAUGGCUGGGACCCAGCCCAGGACCUCCUGGUGGGAGAUGUCAUCCACCAUGCCUUGCCCAACAGAAACACCAGAGUCAAAUACUUCAUCCCACCCUCCAUGUACAAGGCCCGCCACUACCCACCCUAUGCUGGGGGUGGAGGCUAUGUCAUGUCCAGAGCCACAAUGAGGCACCUCCAAGCAGCCAUGGAGGGGGCUGAGCUCUUUCCCAUCGAUGAUGUCUUUGUGGGCAUGUGCCUGAGGAAGCUGGGGUUACACCCCACACACCAUGCUGGCUUUAAAACAUUUGGAAUACGGCAACCCCUGGACCCCUGCCUGUAUAGAGGGCUCCUGUUGGUACACCGCCUCAGUCCUCUGGAAAUGUGGACCAUGUGGGCGCUGGUGACAGACGAGGGGCUCAAGUGUGCAGCUACCCCCAAGCUUCAGCUCUGA
Messenger RNA from Sciurus carolinensis (gray squirrel), 1162 nucleotides. It is a transcript of the gene B3gnt4, whose product is annotated as UDP-GlcNAc:betaGal beta-1,3-N-acetylglucosaminyltransferase 4. Bases 110 to 1162 code for a protein of 350 amino acids. The record is from RefSeq and is a predicted model, not a curated record. The transcript has 2 exons. Gene Ontology annotation, molecular function: hexosyltransferase activity. Gene Ontology annotation, cellular component: membrane. NCBI's taxonomy places the organism in Eukaryota, Metazoa, Chordata, Mammalia, Rodentia, Sciuridae.